UUCCUGUUUCUUUCGAUCUCAACCUCCAAUAUUCAAUUCUCCGCGAGGAAGAAUUUUGUAGGGUUUUACGGUUCGUUUCGAGUCUGAAAGAAGUGCCAAUGAGUGAAGAAUCAGCUCUAAAAAUGGCUUCCCGUUGUCAGUUUUGGCUUCCGAAGAAGAACAGAUUCUGCGCAAAUGCUCCCAUCAACGAUUCCAAGUUUUGUGGCAAUCACAGCUCCAGAGCUGAUGGACAAUGGGUUCCGUGUCCCGUAGACCCGUCUCAUUCUGUGCUUCGGGAAAAUCUCGAAUGGCAUGUAAAGAGGUGUCCAUUAUUGAAACAAGCACAAUCCUUGGCUACCCAGCCCUUCUAUCAAAAGGGCAUCAAUGCUGGGGAGGAAGAUUCAAUAUCGUCAAAUGAACAGGCUUCUGAUUUUUCAGAUAGCUUUUCCUCUGAAAUGAAGAGGAAUAUCGUUUAUGGAAUGUCUGGAGCCGAAUUUCAUCGGCUUCUUGGGAAGAUUAGGGCUCUUCAUGGCUUGAUAUGCAAGGAUAUUCAAGACUCUUGUAGGAUAAAGGAAGCUUGCAGUAUGUGGAUUAAAGGGGAAAUAGAUAGGAAAAUUCCAUUUCAAGAAAAACAUGUUCUGCAGCAGGCGUCGAUUCUCGGAAACUUGGAGGAAUUUGGAGUGCUGAGGAAUUGCGAUGGAGGGGAACAAUGUGACAGUAACGGAUCAUAUGGCAAUGAUACUAAUGUUCCCCCAGCGGUGGUUGAGUUUGGAGCAGGAAGAGGCUACUUGACUCAAAUUCUGGCAGAUUGUUAUGGUAUCAAAAGGGUGUUUCUGGUUGAGCGGAAAUCAUACAAACUGAAGGCUGAUCGAUCAUUGCGGCAGAAAGAGAGCUUGGUUUUAGAGCGUUUGAGAAUUGACAUCGAGGAUCUAAACCUGAAUGCUGUUGAAUCUUUACGGCAUAUUCCUUACUUGGCUAUUGGUAAACACCUCUGUGGACCUGCAACAGAUUUGGYUCUCAGAUGUUGCCUUGCCGAACAAUCUAAUAACGUCCAUACUGAACAGCAUGGAGAUAGGCCAAAAUUGAAAGGCUUGGCUAUAGCAACAUGUUGUCAUCACCUUUGUCAAUGGAAGCAUUACACAAAUAAGAGAUAUUUAUUAGAACUGGGAAUCACAAAAGAAGAAUUCCUUGCUAUUACAUGGUUCACUAGUUGGGCAGUGGAUGCUAAUCAUAGUGAAGAUAUUUCAGAUGUUACCAACCCACAAUCGUAUCUUCAACCUAGUGAAAAGGAAGACGGUGGAACGAACGGAAGCACGGUAGAAGACGUUGUAAGAAAUAUGAAUGCAGUAGAAAGGGCAGUCUUGGGGUUUAUGUGCAAGGAGAUUAUUGAUAUGGGAAGACAAAUGUGGCUCAAGGAAUGUGGGUUGGAAACACAGCUUGUCAAGUAUGUCCCAUCUAGCAUCUCCCCUGAAAACCAUUUAUUAAUUGCUAAAUGCAGAAAUAAUUGUGCUACUUAGAUGCUGUAAUUGGAAAAUUUUCAUGGUUUAUUAUGAGACAGCAUAUAUUCAUGAUUUAUUCUUGAACGUUCUUUUUCCA
Molecule: messenger RNA, 1575 nt
Organism: Momordica charantia (bitter melon)
Lineage: Eukaryota; Viridiplantae; Streptophyta; Magnoliopsida; Cucurbitales; Cucurbitaceae
Product: methyltransferase
Biological process (GO): tRNA methylation
Source: RefSeq, a predicted model, not a curated record